This is a messenger RNA of Fraxinus pennsylvanica, 786 nucleotides long. The record is from the annotation of a GenBank genome assembly. NCBI's taxonomy places the organism in Eukaryota, Viridiplantae, Streptophyta, Magnoliopsida, Lamiales, Oleaceae.
AUGAGUGGUGGCCAGGACCAGGAGGAUAUUGGCAUCUGCCCUAGCUUCAAUUGCUAUUCAGCUGAUGGAUUAGCAGAAAUUGCAUUAAAAGUAUCCAAGGAGAACUCAAAUGAAGACGAUAAAGAUGAUGACGAUGAGGAUUUUGAGUUUUCUUUGGUAAGCGAAAAUCAUGAAGUUUUAACCGGAAACAGCAAAAUCAAGCCAAUUUUCCCUAUAUUUAAUCGCGAUCUUUUGGCGAAUAACGAUAAAAAGCGAUCGGAAUCGUCUGAUCAGGUGGAGAGUAUUAAAAUUCCGUUGAAUAAAUUAUUUAUCGAAGAUCGCGGUGAGAAGGAGCGUGAGAGUCCAUCGUCGUCUUCAUCGGAAGCUGAUGAAUUGGAGAGCGUCCCACCGGGAACGUACUGCGUGUGGAGGCCAAAUGUGACGGAACCAUCGCCGAUCCGGUGUCAGAAAAGCAAGUCCACCGGAUCUGGCUCGAAGAGGUGGAAGCUUCGCGAUUUGAUGCGACGAAGCAAUAGCGAUGGCAAGGACUCUUUUGUCUUUUUGACACCAAAACACCGGGGGGAAGAGAAACCGGGGAAGAUUGAGACUUCGAAAAAAUCAAAAGCAAAAGGCAGAGUCCUAUACGGUGGCGCGCCGGGAUCAUCAUCAGCUCACGAAGCGCACUACAUAAGGAAUAGAGCGAUCAAAGAGGAGAAUAAGAAGAAAUCGUAUUUACCGUACAGAAGAGACCUCGUAGGGUUUUUCGCUAAUGUCAACGGUUUAGGCAGGAGCUUUGCACCGAUGUAG